Molecule: messenger RNA, 2885 nt
Organism: Cadophora gregata
Lineage: Eukaryota; Fungi; Ascomycota; Leotiomycetes; Helotiales; Ploettnerulaceae
Exons: 4
Coding region: 1-1479 (492 amino acids)
Biological process (GO): transmembrane transport
Molecular function (GO): transmembrane transporter activity
Source: RefSeq, a predicted model, not a curated record
AUGAGGCGGUCUAAAGAUCUAGACGGUACUGAUCUCGAACGGCAAUUGGAGCAUCCCAGAAACGAGGCUCUGUCGGAGAAGUCGAUCAUCGCCGACGACCCAGAAGACCGUAGAGGACCAGAGGCCCAGAAACCCGAUGAUAUUCCUCCUGACGGCGGGUAUGGAUGGGUCGUUGUGGCAUGCGUGUCACUUGUGAAUGCGCAUACUUGGGGGAUUAACAGUUCUUAUGGUGUCUUUUUAGCCCACUAUUUGGCACACAACACAUUCCCAGGCGCAUCGGCUCUCGAAUAUGCCUUCAUUGGCGGGUUAUCAAUCUCAAUGGCCUUGAUCAUCGCCCCUCUAGCAACUGUCUGUGUUGGACGAUUCGGGACUCAAUUCACCCUGAGCAUUGGAAUCUUCCUUGAGACCGCAGGUCUGCUAGGCGCGUCAUGGGCUUGGGAAAUUUGGCAUCUCUUCCUCUCCCAAGGUCUUGCAUUUGGUUUCGGAAUGGGCUUCCUUUUCGUUGCAAGUGUAGGACUAAUUCCCCAGUGGUUCAGCAAACAUCGUUCAUUCGCCAACAGUAUUGCAGCAGCUGGUAGCGGCAUUGGAGGCUUGAUCUAUUCCCUAGCUACGAAUGCCAUGAUCCAAUCCAUCGGUCUAGGAUGGGCGUUCCGUAUCUUGGCGAUCAUCUCUUGCUUCUUUAACAUUUUGUGCACGAUCCUCAUCAGAGAUCGAAAUAAGUUGGUUGGCUCAGUCCAAAUGGCUUUCGAUGUGAAAUUAUUCAAGCGAGUCGAAUUUCUGCUCUUGCUUGGCUGGGGAUUCUUCUCGAUGCUAGGUUAUAUUGUGCUUCUUUUCUCGCUACCGAGUUACGCUCGAAGCGUUGGACUUACGGCCAGUCAGGGAUCUGUCAUAGGUGCAUUGCUUAAUCUUGGUCAAGGCCUCGGACGACCCUUUGUUGGAUACUUUAGCGAUUCAUUUGGCCGCAUCAACAUGGCAGGCACUUGUACUUUCCUAGCAGGCUUCUUCAGCCUCGUAAUUUGGAUAUUCGCAACAAGCUAUGGCGUUCUGAUAUUCUUCGCUAUUAUCGUAGGUACAGUUGCUGGAACUUUUUGGACAACUAUCGGCCCCGUCGGAGCAGAAGUCGUCGGAAUUAAGAUUCUCAAUUCUGCUUUAUCAAUUGUUUGGCUAGUACUCGUCCUCCCCUGCACAUUCUCCGAACCCAUCGGUCUAGAACUGCGGCAAGACAGCGGUAACAUUUACUUGCACGCACAAUUGUUUACCGGUUUCAUGUACAUUGGAGCCGCGCUCUGUAUGUGGUUCUUGAGAGCAUGGAAGAUCCAGGAGUUGAGCAGGUUGAGGGAAAGUAAAGAACAGAGUGAACCAGCAACUAGAGAUGACGAUACUGUCGUCCGGCCUGCUCUCUCGAGGCAUGCAAGCCGGAUAAGCGUGAAGAAUAGUGUCAAGGCCGCCAAAGGACUUUGGUCAUGGCAACGUGUUUAGCGAUGAACUUAAAACUUUCAUACUUCACACACGCGAGGUCUUGUGUAAAAAUACUCUCCAACCCUCUUACGUGAACGCUCUCGUCACAAUUAUCUCAUUUCCACCACCCUGGGUUCUACCUCACGACCGUUCACUAUGAUCCAUCUCACUAUCAGAAAUAUGGGCCUAUUCCUCCCACCUCCCACCCUUAAACUCCACAUCACAAUUCUUCGCAAAGACCGGCAGGCCUCCUGCUAUAGAGACAUAUAGAGGAUAUUUCGCACUCUGAGCGUUGAUGAGCUUCAGGAAAGUGGCUGCCCGAAGCGGGAAAAGGAGAGAAGAGAGGAGACUUCGUUGGCAAGAUGCCUGGCAAGGAGAGGGGCGAAGGAGAAGGUCAUGCUGCUAUACCUGGAAGAACUUUCAAGGUUUUCACAGCGAGUGGAAAGGUAUUACCUGAAUGGACGAAAAGCCUGGGAGGAAAGCAUCUGGAUCAUGUCAGACCACUAUUGUCUCAAGCUUGAAGAAGCUUGAAGGAAGCCUAGUAGCUACUCACGAUGCUGCACCACGUCUGUGAUCCUGCGUCAGCCGUCUCGCUGAGAUUUCCGGAAAUGGAUCAUUCUCCUCCAAACAUGAUGUUCGUCAAGGCACUGCGCCCAACAUUUUGGACGAGGAGAUGAACGAGAUGUGAUCCUCGGGUUCAAUAGACGGUGCUUGGAGGUAGAUACUAUUCAGACCUCUCAUAAUGAGAUUGUGGGUAAGGGUCAUUAUGCCCGCCUCUGUACAGUAGAAAUAUUAUACAGGCGUGAGAAGAAUGGCACCGCACAGGAGCUUUUGCCCACUAAGAGAAAAUUACGAACCUUUUAGAAAUGGAUGAUAUGGGUUCUACCCGUAGUAUGUGUACAAUGUACUGUCAUCAAGGGAAGACUUAUAGAUGUCUUUGCAGCCUCAGCUGGGGUUGCAAUCAAGUUGAAAGGCUGGAUUUAAGGCGUCCUCGGGCUUUCAAGCUAGACGUUAUAGCGAAGGGUGCCUAGCUAUUGAUCUGACGAAAGGAACUGCAGCCUUGGUAGUCUCGAAACUGGUUGGAUAGAGGAGAUAAGUAUUACAGAUAUUUCUAUCGUUUGAAGACCUGAUCUGUAACGUACAGAGGAGAGCAAAUAGAGAAUGCAAUGCGUUGAUACACGUUUCUAGCUUUAGCAGGUUCCGACUAUCAGCAUCCACCUUAGAUGGCCAUGGCUUGCAACGAGUGUGGGUGGAGUAUUUAAGCGCAAGUCUGGAGACACUCGAAACAUGCUGCCUUGAACUUCAGAUUCCAUCCCGCCGAGAGUGUUAUGGCGUUAUUACAAAGUACGUUGGAUCGUUCGUUGCCAGUCUCUGUGUCUGUUCUGGAAACCCAUGGAGCAUUGUUGGUUAGCUCGUGAGAUUGGUGC